AUGCUUUUCCGCGUUAGUGAAUUAGUGAUUAUUAAACUAAGGUGGAAAUGGUUCGAGGUUAUAACUAGCCCAAUGUCAGGUCAAGAAGGUGUGAAAACUCCACAUCGUAUUGAGCUCUGUGAAGAAAAAAAUCCCAAACCUAAAAGAACCUACAGAAAACGAAGAAUUGUGGCGGCAACACCUACGAAGACUGAAAACGAAGAACAAACCUCUGAACCACCAAUUAAGAAAGAAAUUAAAUCAAAACCUUUAAAAACAAGUAAUGGUAUAAGUAACAUGACUAACGGAAAUAUAGUGAGGUCCAGAGCAGCCCGUGCAGCUGCCCGAUUGGCGGAAAGUCAUAAACUAACAGAAUAUUUCAAAGAGGAGAUCAAAAGUCCUAAAAUAGAACAUGUUCCCUCUCCACCAAUUGAAAAAUUUAAGACAGAAAUAGAUGAAAAACCAAAAGCAACAGAAGCUAAGUCUGUUAUCAGUAAUCAUAAGCUAACUGAGUACUUCCCAGUGCGGCGGAGUGUAAGAAAGACUUCAAAAUGUGUAAUGGCUGAAAAGAUGAGAGACUUAGAGAGGGCUAUAAGAGAACAAAAAGAAGAUGGAUUAAAGAUUGCCUACUUUGAUGGUAAAGGCCGUGGUGUGAUUGCAACCAAGCCUUUUAACCGAGGCCAGUAUGUAGUGGAAUAUGUAGGUGAACUUGUUGGUGUUGCUGAAGCGAGGGAACGUGAAUACAUGUAUGCUCAGGAUCCAAAUGCUGGCUGCUACAUGUAUUAUUUUAGACUGCAAGAUCAACAGUAUUGUAUUGACGCAACUCGUGAGUCAGGGCGUCUCGGUCGUCUAGUAAACCAUUCUCGUAACGGCAAUCUAUCAACCAAAGCUGUAUGGGUCGAUGGUCCUCGGCUCGUGUUGUUGGCCGCUCAAGACAUCUCCCCUGGAGAAGAACUGACUUAUGACUACGGCGAUCGUUCCAAAGAAUCGCUGCGUCACCACCCAUGGCUUGCGCUUUGA
Messenger RNA from Pieris macdunnoughi, 999 nucleotides. Lineage: Eukaryota; Metazoa; Arthropoda; Insecta; Lepidoptera; Pieridae. The record is from the annotation of a GenBank genome assembly.